UCAUCUCCCCGCGCCACACAAAGCGCGGAGGCAGACAGAGGUGGCGUGCACGUUGAUGUUUUUAUGAAUUAGCUUAGCUAGCUGCAAGACGGAUCAUCAUCAUCAUCGUCCGGAUAGCUUGACUGAACUCAAAAAUGUCUGUCACCGAGAUGUUCAAUUAUAUCCAGGGCUUUCUGAGCGCCGACCAGGACGUCAGAGAGGAUAUCCGUAAGGUGGUCCAGACAUUGGAGCAGACUGCCAGAGAAAUACUAACAGUACUCCAAAGUGUCCACCAACCAUCUGGAUUCAAAGAAAUUCCCAGUAAAUGUGCAAAGGCACUGGAGUUGUUCUGCACAGUCAGGACACAAAUUUGCAACCUCAAAACAAAAUUUCCUGCGGAGCAGUAUUACAGGUUCCAUGAACACUGGCGGUUUGUGCUGCAGCGCCUGGUUUUUUUAGCAGCCUUUGUUGUCUACCUGGAGACUGAAACUCUUGUGAUUCGGGAAGAAGUGGCCAAGAUACUCGGCAUUGAGGUGGUGCGUGAGAAAGGCUUUCACCUGGAUGUAGAGGACUACCUGGCAGGUGUGCUGAUCAUGGCCAGUGAACUGUCGCGGUUGGCGGUAAACAGCGUCACAGCAGGAGACUACACCCGGCCACUCCGCAUCUCCAACUUCAUCAACGAGCUGGACUCUGGCUUCCGCCUGCUCAACCUGAAGAACGACCCGCUGCGGAAGCGUUACGACGGCCUCAAGUACGACGUGAAGAAGAUCGAGGAGGUGGUUUACGACCUUUCCAUCCGCGGGCUGGCCAAGGAGGGCGAGACUGGCGGGGACAAGUAGAGCUCGGAGGCUGCUGCACCUUACCCCGUCUGGAAGGCAAGACCCAGGGAUCUACCUGAGGCUCCAGCAGCUGAGGACAGGGUGUGCGAUUGUGCGCGCGGGUUUGAGUGUGUGUUUGUGCGAAUGCAUGCAUGAGAGGUGCUUUAGAUGGAUGGCAGUGUGCCAGAAUGAGGCGGC
Molecule: messenger RNA, 995 nt
Organism: Perca fluviatilis (European perch)
Lineage: Eukaryota; Metazoa; Chordata; Actinopteri; Perciformes; Percidae
Gene: tsn
Product: translin
Exons: 6
Coding region: 135-818 (227 amino acids)
Biological process (GO): RNA metabolic process
Cellular component (GO): cytoplasm; nucleus
Molecular function (GO): RNA binding; single-stranded DNA binding; sequence-specific DNA binding
Source: RefSeq, a predicted model, not a curated record